Molecule: messenger RNA, 4034 nt
Organism: Gymnodraco acuticeps
Lineage: Eukaryota; Metazoa; Chordata; Actinopteri; Perciformes; Bathydraconidae
Product: paired box protein Pax-3-like
Biological process (GO): anatomical structure development; regulation of transcription by RNA polymerase II
Molecular function (GO): RNA polymerase II cis-regulatory region sequence-specific DNA binding; DNA-binding transcription factor activity, RNA polymerase II-specific
Source: RefSeq, a predicted model, not a curated record
CGAGUCACUCAGACGAGGGUUCGGACGUGGAGUCGGAGCCGGAUCUCCCCCUGAAGAGGAAGCAGCGCCGCAGCCGCACCACCUUCACCGCGGAGCAGCUGGAGGAGCUGGAGCGGGCCUUCGAGAGGACGCACUACCCCGACAUCUACACCCGGGAGGAGCUGGCUCAGAGGGCCAAACUCACCGAGGCCAGGGUCCAGGUGUGGUUCAGCAACAGGCGGGCGAGGUGGAGGAAGCAGGCGGGAGCCAGUCAGCUGAUGGCGUUUAACCACCUGAUCCCUGGAGGCUUCCCCCCCUCCGUCAUGUCCAGCUACCAGCUCUCUGACAGCGGAUACCCCUCGUCCAUAGCACAAGUGUCGGAGCCCCCCAGCACGCUGCACCGACCCCAGCCUCUGCCCCCCUCCUCGGGUCACCAGGGGUCAGGGGUCGGAGGUCAGGUUGAAGGAGGCUCUCCGUACUGCCUGGCCUCCGGACGACACUCCUUCUCCGGGUACUCGGACGGCUUCGUGAGCGCUGGAGGACCGGCCAACAGCAUGAACCCCUCCUUAGGAAACGGACUCUCUCCACAGGUGAUGGGUCUUUUGAACCCAGGAGGAGUGCCUCAUCAGCCCCAGAGCGACUACGCCAUCUCCCCUCUGACGGGAGGCCUGGAGCCCGGCAUGUCGGCCAGCUGCAGUCAGCGCAUGGAUCACAUUAAGGGUCUGGAGGGUCUCACCAGCGUUCCCAACAUGGCGGCGCUGCCCUCGCUGCCCAGCUCCCAGUCCUACUGCCCUGCCUCCUACAGCUCCCCGGGGUACACCGUGGACCACAUGGCGUCAUACCAGUACGGCCAGUACGGACAAAGUAAGGUGCCCUUUCUUAUCUGAGGCCUGAAAUCACCUGAUCCAGAGCUCCAGACUUCACACAGGGACAUUUAUGUGUACAGCGAUGGGAAUCUUUUCAAAUCUGGACCAAAUUUUUAUUUUGCUACUAUUUACCAGGACACUUUUCUUUACUAAAGGACUUUAUAUUUUUUAAUUCUUGUUGGAGAAAUGGACAAAAAAAAGAAGGGACCACGAGAAGGAAUAUCAGACCAAAAACUGUUGACUGAUUUCGAACAAAAACUAUUCAUUGACGGCGGAGAUGUCAGCGCUUAAUGGGGUCGGUGAUGUGGAGCUUUGAGCGUCUACAGAGCCAUGAAGAGGCACUUUAGUGACCAAAACAAUAUCCAUGGACUCUGGGGUGUUUGUGAGCAAAGCAAAACCCAAAUCUCUACGUCAUAAUCUGCCAUCCUUUGAGGCGAUGCUUAAAGGAACAUGUUUACAUAUUUUAGGGCCACAUGUAUGAAAUGUCAUGUAUCUCCAAUUUAAUCCCCAAGUUAUAUCUGCUCAAAGGGGAAAAGAAAAGGGCUUUGUUGAUUUUUUAAAAUAAUUUAUCUCCGCAUCCCACACAAGGAGAGACAUUCCACAGAGAGAGAAAAACAAACGUGAGAAUCUGAGUUUUUUUUUUAUUGUGUUAGAGACUCUAAUGUACACCACAGCUGUACUGCAGUGAAAGUUCAUUCACACAUUCCUCCCCCCUCUGUCUCCCCCUCUCCUCUCGCCUUUCUGUCUCACUCCUUCUGUCUCAUUGAUGUUUCGGACGGUGAGGCAGGGAUCCCGGCCUUUUGUAGUUUUUAGAGAGGACCUCGGAGGAGGUCAAGGGGUGACUUUAGGGAAAAUGACAGAUGAGAGAGCAGGAGAGGAGGGCGGCGGAGAAAUGUCUUUAAAGGAAGGGGAAAAGGGGGUGGGGGGGGGUGGAUAAGCAAGAUCGAUCACAGGGUUUAAAAUCCUUUAAAGAUCUUCUCCCGGCGAGAAAAAUCCACCAGGUCACAAGUCACGACCGAAAGACACUUGAGUAACCGAGAGAGUUUAGACUAAAGACUGCCAUUCUCCCAGCUGACCAGAAGUGCAAUAUCAUGUAUCUUAGAGUCCAGAACCCUAAUCCUAACCCUAACUCCUCGUAAAAACAAUGAGAAACGUGUCUCUUAAAGUCUUACAAAACAGUUUGGAUUAUAACUCUGGGUCUAGUUUGGGAUGAACACAUGGGACUAUGUCUAAAACACAUGAGGAACAUUAUUAAAACUGCCAUUAUAGCACACUGAGGACCACAUUUGUCAGGACUUACAUGUUGCGUAUUGUAAGGAAAUGCAUGAAUUAAGGGAAGGCCAAUGAAAACAGAAAACCAUCAGGAAUGAAAAAGCCAAAAUUGUACAACCAGGUCACAAGUAAACCGAGAGACACUUGAGAAACCAAGAGUUUAGACCAUUCUCCCGACUGAUCAGAAGUGCAAUAUCAUAUAUCUUGUAGUCUAACGCACCAUUAAACAUUGAAAAAAACAUCAAUGUUGCCUCCGAAAGUCUUACGAAACAGUGCGCAUUCAUUCUCUGGGUGUAGUUUGGGAACAACACGUGUGACUUUGUCGAAAACAAAUCAGAAAUAUUGUUAAUACUGCUGUAAUAGCACACUGAGGACCACAUUUGUAAGGAUGUUAGUCGGUGUACUAAUCAAGGGAAUGUCAAUAUAACCGAAAAAUCACCAGGAAUGAAAAAGCCAAAGCUUUUGACUGAAGACGGCCAUUCUCCCAACUGACCAGAAGUAAAGUGUCUCUUCGAGUCGACCUCAACCUUUAAAACAAUAUUAAAAUUAAUCAAACGUACCUGUUAAAGUCUUACGAAACAGUUUGGACUUAUUGUCUCGAUCUAGUUUGGGAACAACAUGUGUCUUUGUCCAAAACAAAUCAGAAACAUUGUUAAUGCCGCUCUAAAAGCACACUGAGGACCACAUUUUUAGGACUUAAAACAUGAAUCAAGGGAAUGCUAAUGUAAUCGUAAAAUCACCAGUAAAAAGCCAAAGCUGCACCACCAGGUCACAAGUCAUGAGGAGAAGAUGCCUGAGGAACCCAGAGCGUUUUGACUUCACUCAUUCUCCCAGCUGACCAGAAGUAAAGUGUCUCUUUGAGUCGACCUCGAUCUGACCUCUUAAAGUAUUACGAUACAGUUUGGAAUGAUUGUUUCGAUGUAGUUUGGGAACAACACAUGUAUCUUUGUCCAAAAACAAAUCAGAAACAUUGUUUAUGCUCUCAAAGCACACGAGGUAAUCCCAAUGUAAUCAGAAAAUCACAAGGAUUGACAAAGCCAAAUAACUCACGAGUCAUGACCGACAAACAAUUGAGAAACUGUUAGAGUUUUGACGAAAGAACAUAAUUCCCCCAACUGACCUGAAGUCAAAAUAUCAUAUCACACUUGUUAAAGUCUUACGAAACAGUAUGGAUUCAUUCUCUGGGUGUAGUUUGGGAACAACACAUGUGACUUUGUCCAAAAACAACUCAGAAACAUUGUUAACACCGCUGUAAAGCACAGUGUCAGUGUAUCAUGAAUCAAGGGAAUGUGAACAGAAGAUCACCAGGAAUGACGAAGCCAAAACUGUACUUAAGUUUAUAUUUUUGUGUUGCUUGGGACCUUUUUCUAUGUUUUCAUUUUGCAUUUAAACAACAAUUAGGGUUUGUAACGCAUUCCAGACAUAUUUAUUGUCUCAAAUGUUCUGUAUGUAUGUAUGGGGCGGUGGUGGCGAAGUCGAUAGGGACUUGGCUUGGCAACUGGAAGGUCACCAGUUCAAGUCUCGGCAAGACCAAGUGCUACGAGGUGUCCCUGAGCAAGGCACCGUUCCCCACACUGCUCCCCGGGCGCCGUUCUAUAUGGCAGCCCACUGCUCCUAACACUAGGAUGGGUCAAAUGCAGAGAAACAAUUUCCCCACGAGGGAUUAAUAAAAGUCCAUCUUAUCUUAUCUUAUGUACAAUUUCCCACAAUGUACAAGUGAGUGGCAAUACUUUUCCAUCUGAAUAACGGAGCGCCUUCAUAAGCUUGUGUUGUACAUCUGUCUAUGUUAGAAUGAACCAGUCCUUUCAUUCCUUUGAUAUAUUUGUUGUAUUAUUUUGACAAAGCGAUAUGACAUAACGUCAUGUGUACAAGCGCAUUAUCACUACUAUUUAUAAUGAAAUAAAAAUUCUGAAAAUA